AUUGGCUUGCUAUGCAUGCUAGUCCAUAUCAUCCAUCACACUAGCCACUAGAAGCACUGAGGAAGAGGGUGUCAAGCAUGGCGUCCAAGGGUCUUCUUGUGUUUGCUCUCCUGCUUGCUGCUGCUAUCCUCGUCGCCUCAACUGAACAAAGUAAGGCCAAGAAGGAAGAGAAGAAAGCAGGCGUAGAGGGCUAUGGCGGCGGCGGCGGCUACCCUGGAGGAGGCGGGGGAGGCUACCCAGGCCACGGUGGAGGAGGAGGCGGCGGCUACCCGGGCCACGGUGGAGGCGGCGGCGGCGGCUACCCAGGACACGGUGGAGGAGGCGGGGGCGGCUACCCGGGCCACGGUGGAGGAGGAGGAGGAGGCUACCCGGGCCACGGUGGAGGAGGAGGCGGCGGCUACCCGGGCCACGGUGGAGGAGGCGGCGGCUACCCAGGUCACGGUGGAGGAGGUGGCGGCGGCUACCCGGGACACGGUGGUAAAGGCGGUGGCGGCUACCCCGGACACGGCGGAGGCGGCGGUGGUGGCUACCCCGGACACGGCGGAGGCGGCAGUGGAUGUCACUGGGGCUGCUGCGGUCACGGGUACAAUGGCUGCCGCUGCUGUGCGCGCGCGGACGAGGUCCCUGAGCCCAUGUACCGCGCGGAGGUCCGCAACUGAGCGCUCGAGAUGCAGCCAUACGUGCGUGCGUACAAGGUAGUACAACUCUACGUGACAUUGCUCUGCACAGAUACACUUAUAGUAAGUUGCAGAGUUGCUGGUAAAUAUGGUCUCUGGUAAAUAAAGUGCGUACGAGAGCCCGGUUUGCACUUAAUUUGCACGGCGAUGAUCUUGGAGAAAUAACCCCUCUGUGUUAUUAUAUGUAUUAAUACCCCACUUUAUAUGUGUUCUCCAAGUAUGUAUUGUGGAAUAAAAUAACAGAGGAAUAUAUCCAAAGUUCUACAA
Messenger RNA from Hordeum vulgare subsp. vulgare (domesticated barley), 944 nucleotides. RefSeq names its product glycine-rich cell wall structural protein-like. The record is from RefSeq and is a predicted model, not a curated record. The transcript has 2 exons. The coding region runs from base 78 to 659 and encodes 193 amino acids. Lineage: Eukaryota; Viridiplantae; Streptophyta; Magnoliopsida; Poales; Poaceae.